Molecule: messenger RNA, 1486 nt
Organism: Schistocerca serialis cubense
Lineage: Eukaryota; Metazoa; Arthropoda; Insecta; Orthoptera; Acrididae
Product: clavesin-2-like
Exons: 9
Coding region: 92-1135 (347 amino acids)
Cellular component (GO): membrane
Molecular function (GO): phosphatidylinositol bisphosphate binding
Source: RefSeq, a predicted model, not a curated record
AGACGGCAGACGUAGGCGCCCGCCGGCGACGCAGACACCGCAGCGCGCCGCCACGCACCACGCCCAGCAGCCGCUGGAUGGAGACGUGAGGAUGCCAGCAGACAAGAUGUUCCCCGGGCUGGUGCUGCCGCCAAAGGCCCUGGAAGCCGACGGGGACAUCGCGGUCGGCAAGGCGGCCGUAGCCAAACACGCGCCUCUGGCCGCCUGUGAGGACGACGACACCGGGAAGGUGUGCAGCGCUCUACCCCCUCCGCCCCCACAGCCGCCGCCACCGCAGUUGCCGCCAGAGUGGCAGCGCCGCGCCCAGGAGGAACUCAACGAGCGCCCAGACACCUUACGCCAGGACAUAGACACCUUCCGCAGCAUGGUCGUCGCUGAAAAAAAUCUCCACGUUCGCACAGACGACGACUUCCUACUGAGGUUCCUGAGGGCCAGGAAGUUUAACUGCGCCAAGGCCUUCCACAUGUUGCAGCGGUACUACGUGAUGAAGCUGCGCUGCCCGGAGCUGUUCCGCGUGCCGCGGCCCUCGGAGAAGAGGCACAUCCUCGAGAUGCAGGUGCAGAACAUGCUGGACGACCGCGACGGCUACGGCCGCAGAGUCUACAUCUUCAGGGUCGAGCGAUGCGACGCAGCACAGGUGAGCAUAGAGGACAUCUUCCGCACGAACGUGCUGGCUUUGGAGCAGAUCGUCCAGGAGCCAGAGACACAGGUGGCCGGCCUCACCGUGCUGGUCGAUAUGAACGGCUUCGGCCUGCAGCACGCCAAGUUCCUCUCGCCCUACUACGCACGGCGCACUGUCGAGGUCAUACAGGAAACAUUUCCACUACGUUUCAAAGGAUUCCAUGUCAUAAACCAGCCAUUCUACUUUGAUGCAGUAUUUGCAGUUCUGAAACCUUUCCUCAAAGACAAGAUACGGAGAAGGAUUUACUUGCAUGGACGCGAUCUAAAUUCACUCCAUGCUUUCAUUAGUCCUGAUAUCCUGCCACAAGAAUAUGGUGGUCAAAAACCACCAUUUGAUAAUCAAGCAUGGAGAAUGAAGCUAUUGGCAAAUGAAGAUAAGUUUGUUGAAUUGGAGACUUACGGUUACAAGGUGGAUGAAUUACCAGUACCUGAAGAGGAUGAUUUUGACAGUUAAUGAUGCAUGCCUACUAGUUAUUUUAAAUAAAGAUUUGUUGUUUACAAAACAGGAGCUGCACUUUGCUUUUGUACCAUAUAGUGCUAUGCCUGUAUGGUUUUUGCAUGUACAGUAAAUACCAUUCUCACUGCAGGUAUAAACACCACAAGUGUGUAUAUUUUAUUCUGUACUAUAAAAGAAUGAACACUAUAUCUAAUAAUUCCCAGUGGCAUAGUAUUGUGAUGGCUGAGUAUAGUCUUCAUUCUGACCAAUUAACUAUUAGUCAUAUGUGCCAUAAAAAUUACUAGAAAGUGAACACAAAGUGAGGAUGCAGUGGUGGAAUGAAAAUUAUGUAAAACGGGGUUUUUUUUU